Aspergillus homomorphus CBS 101889 is the source of this 1591-nucleotide messenger RNA. Its product is annotated as retrograde cargo receptor ERV46. Lineage: Eukaryota; Fungi; Ascomycota; Eurotiomycetes; Eurotiales; Aspergillaceae. The record is from RefSeq and is a predicted model, not a curated record. Bases 214 to 1530 code for a protein of 438 amino acids. Gene Ontology annotation, cellular component: COPII-coated ER to Golgi transport vesicle; endoplasmic reticulum; endoplasmic reticulum membrane. The transcript is spliced from 4 exons. Gene Ontology annotation, biological process: endoplasmic reticulum to Golgi vesicle-mediated transport; retrograde vesicle-mediated transport, Golgi to endoplasmic reticulum.
GACAGCUUGUUCCAAUUGAAGUUGCACGCCAGUCGUCACUGCCAGUUGAGGGGCUCGCUUCGUGCUGCUUACUGUGCUACCUCAAUCAUUCAUUCAGUUUACUCAGCCGAUAGACGCCCUGCCUUUAUCGCGGGCACUAACUGGCUCACCGAAGACCGCGACCUUGCACAUAUUCGACGACCUCUCCGCAUGGUCGUCAAGCACGUUUGAGAAAUGGCGGCGAAAUCACGAUUUACACGGUUAGAUGCGUUCGCCAAAACGGUGGAAGAUGCUCGCGUCCGAACCACGUCUGGUGGAGUCAUCACCAUAACCUCGCUACUGGUUAUCUUCUGGCUUGUAUGGGGAGAAUGGGUGGAUUACAGGCGCGUGGUGGUCCUGCCCGAGUUGGUGGUGGAUAAGUCAAGAGGAGAGAAGAUGGAGAUUCAUCUCAACGUGACCUUUCCCCGGCUCCCUUGCGAGAUGUUGACCCUCGAUGUUAUGGACGUGUCAGGCGAGCAACAGACUGGCGUGGCCCAUGGCAUUAACAAAGUGCGCCUGACUUCAGAGGCCGAAGGAGGCCGUGUGAUUGACGUGAAAGCUCUAGAGCUCCAUUCCUCAAAGGAAUCCGCGAAACACCUGGACCCCGACUACUGCGGCGAAUGUGGUGGCGCACCCGCACCGGCUGGCGCCAUCAAGGCUGGAUGCUGCAAUACCUGCGAAGAGGUCCGCGAAGCUUAUGCCCAAAAGCAAUGGGCCUUUGGCAAGGGAGAGAACAUUGAGCAAUGUGAUAUGGAGGGAUAUGCGGAACGCAUCGAUGCACAGCGUCGGGAAGGCUGCCGCCUCGAGGGAGUUCUCCGCGUAAACAAGGUGAUCGGUAACUUCCACAUUGCGCCCGGGCGCAGUUUCACCAGUGGUAACGUCCAUGUGCACGAUCUUGCGACUUUCUUCGAGCCCAACCUGGCCGAGAACGAGAAACAUACCAUGACCCACGAGAUUCAUCAGCUUCGAUUCGGACCGCAGCUGCCUGACGAGCUGUCAGAUCGCUGGCAAUGGACAGACCACCACCAUACAAACCCCUUGGAUAACACUAAGCAGGAGACUAGCGAGCCUGGGUACAAUUUCAUGUACUUUGUCAAGGUGGUUUCGACAUCGUACCUCCCUUUGGGCUGGGAUCCGCUAUUCUCGUCUUCCAUCCACAGCGCCUAUGACAAGGCCCCUCUCGGUGCCCACGGCAUUGCCUAUGGAGCAGAGGGAAGCAUCGAAACCCAUCAGUACUCGGUGACCUCCCACAAGCGGUCUCUGCGCGGUGGCGAUGCCUCAGACGAAGGUCACAAGGAGCGGCUCCACGCUGCGAACGGCAUCCCAGGUGUUUUCUUCAACUACGAUAUCUCCCCGAUGAAGGUCAUCAACCGCGAAGCUCGCCCUAAGACGUUCACUGGAUUUUUGACUGGAGUCUGCGCGAUCGUUGGUGGCACUCUGACUGUGGCAGCUGCCAUCGACCGUGGGCUAUAUGAGGGUGUCAACAAGAUGAAGAAGCUUCAUUCGAGCUGAGACUAUCUCUAUUGCCCUUAUAGUAGCCCGCAAGGGAUUCACAAGUAGAAAUGGAGAAAGG